GUCUAUAUGUAAUCGCAAACUCUAUGGCAGUACAAAAAAAAGUUUAUUGAAUGUUAGCAAAAUUUCCAAAAAAUAGUUUUUGAAUAGAUUAUUUACAAAAAAUAAUGGCAAGUAUAGAAUUGGAUAUAUGGAGAGGAGAAUGGGGUCUGGCUUCGAUUGAUUCAGAAUGUCUUAAAGUUUUAACCUAUAUGAAAUUUAUCGGAGUGCCAGUAAAAGUGCGGGAAUCAAACAAUCCAUUUUUCACACCCAAAGGCAGGCUACCAGUCAUGCGCGAUGGACGCACCGUCCUUACUAAUUUUGAAGAAGUUGUUGAUCAUUUAAAAACCUUGCAUUACAGCACAGAUGUCCACUUAAACACGAAGCAGGCAGCCGAAGCCAGUGCCUUUACCCAGUACCUGACCGAGAAACUUUAUCCUGCAUACCAGUUUGCGUGGUGGGUGGAUGAGAAGAACUAUGCAGAUUUGACUCGGCCCACAUAUGCUAAGGCUUUGAGAAUUCCCUUCAACUUCUACUAUCCCUCCAGAUACCAAACAGCAGCUAAAGAGAUGGUUGAUGCACUAUAUGGAGAGCACACAGACCUUAGAGAAAUAGAAAAAACAAUAUAUGGUGAAGCAGAAAAGUGCCUUAAAACCCUGUCAGACAGGCUCGGAGAGAGUGAAUACUUCUUUGGUAACCGGCCAUCCUCAUUUGAUGCCACUGUGUUUGCAUACCUGGCUCCUCUAGUCAAGGCUCCCUUCCCAAAUGCAACGCUGGCUAACCAUGUUAAAGGCAUUGCGAACCUCACUAGGUUUGUUGCGAGGAUUAAUCAGAAGAACUUCAGACAGGUUACUGAUGAAUACCACAAACAGAACGCAAAGCAGCAGUCAACGGGCACGCAGUCCGACCGCGAGGCGGCCAACUUCCCGCAUCAGACGCGGAACAAGCUGCUCGCGGCGCUGUUCGCCGCCAUCGCCAUGACGGGCUACGCCGUGGCCAAUGGCAUGUUCCAGGAUCUGAAAGAUUUCGAACACUCCCAAGACUACAACGAGAUGUUUGAGAAUGACGAAGACGACAACUGACGCGCGUGGGAGCGCUAGCGGCGCCGGCGCAGCCCUAGCACCCGCUCUUGCCGCCUCCUGCUGCAUUUACUCAACUAGUAUAUAUGUAUUAGUAUAAUGGCAACUCGACUUUAUCAGUAAACAAAGGCGCGAUUCUAAAUUAGUAUAAGUUAUCAAAUUUACCGCCUCUUUUUACAAGCUUUUAUUCAGUUUCACCUGUCCCAUUUUCUGUGUCGGUCUGUAAUAAAAUCUUGCAAGUUAAAUUUGACCCACUUCCCGGUUUCCAAUGAAGCCGAAAAUUUGCAUACAUAUGUAAGUCGGGUGACAAUGCGAUAUUAUGGUACCAUCGAGCUAAUCUGAUGAUGGAGACAGGAGGUCGCCAUAGGAACUUUGUGAUAAAACAACGCAAUCUAAUUGUCAGAGUAUUAUUUGCCUGUGGAAUGAAAAGUCAGCGAUAAAAGCUUGUUCCAAAAAAUUUUUUUUUUGCCAAAAGCUUAUUACUGAUAAAGCUGGCUUGCCUAAGCAUAAGUUGAAGACUUAACAAGUGCUUGAAGUGCUUUUCGUCUAUGACAGUCUUGACAUUAGAUACGGGUCCGCAAGUAAAUACAUAGCAGUCUCGCUCACACAUCGGAGGUAGUGAUAACCGCGGAUGUCAAAGUAAUCGCUUAAUCAGGGCGUGCGAGGUGGCUGUGUGGCAAAAAGGGGGUAAAAUGCCUAACUGGUAAGAAAAGAGGCUGGCAACUCGAGGGCAAAGAAGACCUUUGUAUGCUUUGUAUUUACGAACUUUCUUAUUAUUUCUACAUAGACCAAAGGCACACUUCUUAAGUUUUUGACUUUUUGAGCUAUUAGAGCUUUCGUCAACGAUUUUGCAAAGCAAUAAUUGAGAUAAAGGGAUAUAUGAUGUGUGAUGAUUAUUAAAAUGGAUAUUUAUGUUCAAGUCAAAUGGGCAGGCAGCGGAAGUUAAGUCACUUUAGUUCCUAUAAUCAUUUGUUUUAUUCGAAAUUAUCGUGUAUUCAUUCAAAAUUUAAUAUUGAUAGACUGGUUUUAAUGGAGAUGACUUACUCAUCUGUCAUUACACUAUAUUUUAAUUACUUUGUUUUGUUUAAAGCUGUGUCUUGCUUGGCUCAAAAAUAUUUUAAUGGUGACAUAUCUAACAAUGCAUUUAUAAUAGUUAUAGUGCUGUGUUAUGGUACAGGCCUCAAUUAUUUAACUGACAUUUUAUUAUACCGUUGACAUUAUGUUUCACGUUUAGUGUCUAUAUUUUUUAAUAUUUUUAAAUGCAUAUUCUCAUACUUCUUGUAUCUUUAACGGAAUAAAUGAAUACAUCUAAAGUGAAAUGAAAAAUUGCGAAAUUUCCAUAUGGAAUCAUUUCGGAAACUUCCAUCUCCACCCCCACCAGAGGCAACGCGCAUGUAACACCUCUGGAGUUGCAGGCUACAGAGACUGCUUACGAUCAGGCGGGCCGUAUGCUUGUUUGCCACUGACGUAGUAUAUAAAAAAAGUUCUUUUGAUUCCUGUAUUUUUUCCUGGUUUAUUCCAACUGUUUGGAAACUUACGCAACUUGCAAAUCUGUAGUGAGGUUAACGUGUCGUCAUUGCUUUUACAUUUGUAUUAUCAUCACAAUGUUGUAGUAAUAAAUUAACUAAAUUGUUACGUAUUUACGCGUAUAUAUACGUCGUUUUCUUUAGUACAAGUAGAGGAGCAAUCACUAUUGUAUUUUAACGAGUACAUUUGAUCACACAGUAAAAUUAAAUUAAAUUAAUCAUACUUAAUACACAUUUACAAAAUGGUGUUACAAUUUUUCUUGUGUCUUUUGUUGGUUUGUAACAUAACUUCAAGCAAAUUAGCGUUUCCGCAAUUUUUACUACAAUUUUAUUUAAUUGACUUUUAGGAUAUUCAUUCCCUGGUUUGAGGCAUGUACUAUGUAUGACUUCAGUGCUUUGUGUAAGUAGAUGUUAGAAAACGUUAGAUAUUUGAAUGAGAAAUAUUGUUGGUUGUUAACUUAUUCGAUAACGCAUGAAUAAAUACAUGCACUGUUGAA
Messenger RNA from Cydia strobilella, 3078 nucleotides. Its product is annotated as metaxin-1. The transcript has 6 exons. Gene Ontology annotation, biological process: mitochondrion organization. The record is from RefSeq and is a predicted model, not a curated record. Gene Ontology annotation, cellular component: cytoplasm; SAM complex. Bases 105 to 1058 code for a protein of 317 amino acids. Lineage: Eukaryota; Metazoa; Arthropoda; Insecta; Lepidoptera; Tortricidae.